Molecule: messenger RNA, 840 nt
Organism: Mucor mucedo
Lineage: Eukaryota; Fungi; Mucoromycota; Mucoromycetes; Mucorales; Mucoraceae
Exons: 4
Coding region: 1-840 (279 amino acids)
Source: RefSeq, a predicted model, not a curated record
AUGGCCAUCAACACACGUCCUACAAGCAUGAAUUUACUGCCACAAAAUUCACGGGUAGAAACAAAUGAAUGCAACGCGUUAAGACCUGUUCUGAAUUCUUAUUCUUUUAAAAAACACAGUAUCUAUUAUGAUGCAAAAGCGCAGUCUAAAAGUCACUUUAUGGCCUUUGUUCAUUUAGCUCGUCUUUUCGAAACAUUAGGUUUAUCCUCUUUUCGUUGCUUUUCACUCCGUCGUUCGUGGUCACCUGGUUAUGUACAAUCGAUACAAGUGGUUGAUCUAAAUGCGAACCCUUUUAAAGCUCAAGAAGAGAACAAGCUCCUUCGGUUUUGUGGUAUCAUUCAGACAGACCGUGCUGGUCGAUUUAAAACUCAAGAACAUCAAGAUGUAAAUGGUCGAUGUGUUGCUAUUGAUCUCGGAAGAAGAGACCUUUUGUUUUGUGUCGAUGAAAAAGCAACUGUAGAAAUUCCUAGUAAUUUUGGACAUACUAAGCAGGAUCAGGACAGAACCAGAAUAUCCAAAAAGUAUAGUAAUAUUUUACAAGUAAUUUGUUCGAACAAUCCCACUGUUUAUCAAGCCGAGAAUGUACUAGCGGAAAACCAAAACAGCUCACUCAAUUACUAUGGGUACACAACAACGUUUUCUCAAAACCCACAACUCAUGCUCCGAAAGCUGCGUUUAGCUGCAUAUUUUAACAAACAACGUGCAGACAUGCAACUUAUAAAUUCUUUGAAGCAAAAGUUUGGUAAGGAUGCGAUCUUUGUCUUGGGAAGCUGGUCUGCUCCAAACGCACUCUAUCAUGAACCAAUUCGGGAUAUGAGAUUGAGACGGCAUCUUUUAUAA